Messenger RNA from Plasmodium vinckei vinckei, 3243 nucleotides. RefSeq names its product DNA mismatch repair protein PMS1, putative. NCBI's taxonomy places the organism in Eukaryota, Apicomplexa, Aconoidasida, Haemosporida, Plasmodiidae. Gene Ontology annotation, cellular component: MutLalpha complex. Gene Ontology annotation, biological process: mismatch repair. Gene Ontology annotation, molecular function: ATP hydrolysis activity; ATP binding; mismatched DNA binding. The transcript has 2 exons. The coding region runs from base 1 to 3243 and encodes 1080 amino acids. The record is from RefSeq and is a predicted model, not a curated record.
AUGAAGAUUAAAACCAUUGGUGAUGAGUCAAUUCACAACAUUUGUAGUAGUCAAGUAAUAUUUACUUUAAGUAAUGUUGUGAAAGAGUUAGUAGAAAAUUCUAUCGAUGCAGGUGCUACGGAAAUAAAAGUAAAAUUAGUUGACAAUGGGAUAAAAUUAAUAGAGGUUAGCGAUAAUGGAAAUGGAAUAAAAAAAAUAAAUUUUGAAAAUGUAUGUGCAAGACAUGCAACUUCAAAAAUUUCAGAAUUUGAUGAUAUACAUAAUGUAUUGGAUACUCUUGGAUUUCGAGGGGAAGCAUUAAAUUCAUUAUGUAUGUUAAGUGAUUUAUAUAUUAGUACAAAGCAUGAUGAAUUUGAGCAUGGUUAUUUAUUAAAAUUUGAUAAGUUUGGAAAAUUACUUCAUGAAGAGCCAAUUGCUAGAUUACGAGGAACUACAGUAAGUUGUGAAAACAUAUUUAAAAAUAUUCCAAUAAGAAAAAAAGAUUUAAUAAAAAAUAUAAAAAGUCAAUUAAGUGAUCUCUUAAGUUUAAUGCAACAAUAUGCUAUAAUAUAUUAUGAAAUAAAAUUUAUGAUUUUUAAUAUUGUUACGCAAAAAGGGUCAACAAAAAAUAUGAACAUGCUCAUAACAAAUGGUAGUGAUGAUAUAAAAAAAAAUUUUUAUUCAAUUUUUGGUAAAAAAAAUAUUGGAAAUUUGAUUGAUUUAAAUAUUAAGAAUGAAAAUUGGCUAGUCAAAGGAUAUAUAAGUGAUAGUAAUAGUGGAAGAAGAGAUAAAGACUUACAAUUUUAUUACAUGAAUAGUAGACCUAUACAUAUAAUAAAAAAUGUUAAUAAAAUAAUUAAUACUAUAUAUAGAGAAUUUAAUAGUAGGCUUUAUCCAAUUAUUAUAUGUAACAUAAUAUCUGAUGCUAAAAAUAUAGAUAUUAAUGUGACUCCUGAUAAAAGGGAAGUUUUUUUUACUUUUGAAAAUGAACUAUGUGAACAAAUAAAAACUGAAUUAAUUAAAUUACUAACUCCAAAAACAACAAAUCUUGUUGAUACACAAAUUGAUGAUUAUUUUUUUAAAAAAAACAAUCAAGCUAUAAAAAAUGAUGAAGUAAUAAAUGAACAUUCUACAAACACAGAAUGUCCAGACAUUGAAAAUGAGGAUGCAUGUUAUACUAGCACAGAUUAUAAACAAGUUGUAAAAAACGAAGAAAAUGAUAACAUAUUUAGAACAGAAAUAAAUGAAAAUGAGGAUACUGAAAAUUUUGAUUUUAAUGAAGAAAGACAAAAAAUAUAUAUUAAUAAAAUGAACAAUCAAAAAGAGAAUAAUUAUGACGAUAUAAAAGAAAAUUAUAUUAACAAUAAUGUAAAAAUAAAAAAAGAAUUUGAAAAAUCAUAUGAAGAUGAACUUGAUAAACUUAAUGAAUAUCCAUCAGAAAUGAAAAUCCUUGUGAAAGAAGAACCAGUAGAAUAUUAUGAGUAUCAAUAUGAAGAAUAUCCAAAUUUUAGUGAUGAAAAUAUUUUACAUAAUUCAAAUAAUGUAAGUUCAAAUCGAAAAGAAGAAGAUGCCACAUCUUUUGAAGAUAAAGAGUUAAGUGAUUAUUCGAGUGUAGGAAAAUAUAAAGUAGAUGCAAAGGAAGAUACAUUUAGUAAAUAUGGGUUAAAUAAAACAAGAAUCAAAAAAUCGGGUUCAAAAUCGGGUUCAAAAUCGGGUUCAAAAUCAGAUGCAAUAAAAACGGAAGUGGAAGAAAAAAACAAUGAAAGUGAAGAGGAAAGGAAAGAGCUUGGAAAUGGAGAAAUCGUUUAUGAGUACAAACUAGAUGAUGCGGAUGAUAACGAUGGGAGUGGUGGAGAUGACAAUGGUAGAGAUGAAAGUGGGCAUGAUGAACAGGCAAAAAGGAAUGAAGUAAAAAAAGAAGUUAUCAAUGAAAAUGAGUAUUCCUUUGAAAAUUUAAAAGAAAAUAUAAAAAAUAGUUGCAUCAAAAAUAUUCCUAUAAAUAUUAAUACAUAUAUUAAUAGAGAAGAUAUGAAAGAAGGAUUUGACUAUGACCAAAUUCAUUUGAUAAACUUAACAAACAGUGAGAAGGUGCGAAAUGCAAUUUUUAAAAAAAUAAAAGAAGUUGAAAAAGUAAAUGAUUAUUUAUGUUUAACAGAUGAAAAAGAAGAAAAUAAAUAUAACAAUAUAUUUAACACCAAUUUGAAUAUACAAAAAAGUUGUAACAAUAGUAGUAGCACAGUUAGUGGUAAUGGGGAAGAGGAGGAUAUAAAUUUCGAUAACAUUGAUGAGCAACAAAAAGAUUUAUAUUUUAAAUCUAAUUUGUUUAAUAAGUUAAAAAUAUGUGGACAAUUUAAUAAGGGAUUUAUAAUAUCAAAAAUAGACCUGCUUUAUUUUAAAAACGAAUUAGAAGAAGAUGGAGCAGAAGAAGAUGAAAAUUCUGAACAUAAAAACAAUUAUGCUUUAUUUAUUAUAGAUCAGCAUGCAGCUGAUGAGAAGUCAAACUUUGAAAAGUACAACAAAAUAUUUACUAUGAAGUCUCAAAAGUUAAUAAAUAAAAUUGAAUUAGAGUUAAGUCCAUCUCAGAUUCAUAUUAUUGAAAAGAAUUUUGUAAUUUUUUUGAGGAAUGGAUUUGAAAUAGAAAUUGCUGAAGAGCCAAUUAAUAAAAAAAGAAAAAUAAAUAAAGAUGAGGAUGAAGAAAAUGAUAUGCCAUAUGAAGAAAGUUUAGUGGAAAUAAAAGUUUAUUUAUUAUCACUACCUGUCUUUAAUGGUAAAAUUUUAGAGGUAGUUGAUUUUAUGUCCCUUUUAUAUCACCUAAGCAAUCAUCCUAUAAUAUUUGAUAAAGGGAUUGAUGAUUCAUUUUUAAAAGAUAAAAACAAACUGACUGAUAAUACGGGGACGUGGUUUAACUACAAUUUCCCUCGCCCUCAAAAGGUCUGGAGAAUCUUAGCAUCAAAGGCGUGUCGAAAUGCGGUUAUGGUUGGGAAACCACUAAACAUUUCAGAGAUGAUAACAAUUAAAAAAAAGUUAAGCGUUUUACAAAAUCCAUGGAAUUGCCCCCAUGGUAGACCAACGAUCAAAUAUAUUAUCAACAACAUUGAAGUACAAAAAUGUUAUACAAAUUAUUAUUUAAAAUUAUAUGAAGAAAUAGCAAAUUUAAGGAUAACAAAAAAUUAUGAAGGUUACAAACAUAUAUUUCAUGAUCACAUUUUCUUUUUAAUUAUGUCCACAAAACCAAUGCUUGGACCUGUUCUGAAGUUUCAGUAA